AUGACUGAUCAAGCCCCACCUACCUUCAAGCUCGUCCUGGUCGGUGACGGUGGUACUGGCAAGACCACCUUCGUCAAGCGCCACUUGACUGGCGAGUUCGAGAAGAAGUACAUCGCCACCCUUGGUGUCGAGGUUCACCCGCUCCAGUUCACUACCAACCUGGGUAACAUCCAGUUCGAUGUCUGGGAUACCGCUGGUCAGGAGAAGUUCGGUGGUCUCCGUGAUGGUUACUACAUCAACGGCCAGGCCGGUAUUAUCAUGUUCGAUGUGACCUCCCGUAUCACCUACAAGAACGUCCCCAACUGGCACCGUGACCUCGUCCGUGUCUGCGAGAACAUCCCCAUCGUCCUGACCGGUAACAAGGUCGAUGUUAAGGAGCGCAAGGUCAAGGCUAAGACCAUCACCUUCCACCGCAAGAAGAACCUCCAGUACUACGACAUCUCCGCCAAGUCCAACUACAACUUCGAGAAGCCAUUCCUGUGGCUCGCCCGCAAGCUGGUUGGCAACCCUCAGCUGGUACGUACAAGCCCGACUCCCUCUUCUUGCCACCCGACCCCAAUGACCCGGUAUCUAACAUGUAACUAUAGGAGUUCGUCGCCGCCCCCGCUCUUGCUCCCCCCCGAGGUCACCGUCGACCACGAGCAGAUCGAGAAAUACCGUCAGGAGAUGGAGGCUGCUGCCAACCAGCCCCUGCCCGACGAGGACGAUGCCGACCUGUAA
Molecule: messenger RNA, 720 nt
Organism: Penicillium chermesinum
Lineage: Eukaryota; Fungi; Ascomycota; Eurotiomycetes; Eurotiales; Aspergillaceae
Product: Ran family GTP-binding nuclear protein
Exons: 4
Coding region: 1-720 (239 amino acids)
Biological process (GO): protein import into nucleus; ribosomal subunit export from nucleus
Cellular component (GO): cytoplasm; nucleus
Molecular function (GO): GTPase activity; GTP binding
Source: RefSeq, a predicted model, not a curated record